AUGCGAUGGGUCAUUUUGAGAGGCAUGCAAAAACCAUACAGUGGAGUGAAAUUGAGUGUCUUGAAAAACAAUGCCUUCUCCUCCUCCUCACCAUGGCGGUGGUUUGGAACGAGUUCGACAAGUGGUAGUAGUAGUAGUAGUAGUAGCAGUUCUAAUUCAUCUUCUUGUUGUUGGUUUCAAGUGAGAGAUGCGUGGGAGUGGAUGACAGGAUGGAUCGAACGAAUGGCACAGCAAAAAGAAACAGUAGCAGCAUCCUGGAGUGGCCAUUCAUUGAAUGACAACACCACAUUGCAACAUGAGACAUUCAAGUCUUCACACUCUUCACUCACUUCUCAACUUGUAGAAUGCAUGGCACAAUUCAUGAAAUCAUGGGGAUGGAUUGAACCUCUUGAAAGUGGCGGUGAGACACAACAAAUGUUCAGUUUUGAAAAGAAUCCAUCACAACGGUUUCGAAUGAAUCCACACCUUUCAAAACCACGUCUCAUCGUUGUGGGAGGAGGAAUGUCUGGAUACAAAGUGGCCAAACAACUUUCAGGAGAUUUGUUUGAAAUCAUUCUCAUUGAUAAGGAGGGAACGAUGGAUUUAGUUCCCAUUUAUCCGACCUUAAUUAGUGAUAAGAAUAAUAUUCAUCACAUUUCCAUUUCUCAUAAGAAAACACUACCCUCCAACGUGAAAUGUGUGAAAGGUGUGGUGAUAUUGGCCUCUCAAGUCGGAGUCAUUGUGGAAACACUUGAACCUCAAGAAGAAAAUUUUGAAGUAUUUAAAUUAGAUCAUGAGCACUCUGCUGAAAGUUCAAGAAGAACAGAGACCAGUCUAAAUACAGAGCAUGCAAGAUUAUCUGGAAGACUCAACAACUCCCCUUCCUGA
Naegleria fowleri is the source of this 867-nucleotide messenger RNA. RefSeq lists its product as uncharacterized. Lineage: Eukaryota; Heterolobosea; Eutetramitea; Acrasida; Naegleriidae. The transcript has a single exon. The coding region runs from base 1 to 867 and encodes 288 amino acids. The record is from RefSeq and is a predicted model, not a curated record.